Messenger RNA from Rotaria socialis, 672 nucleotides. Lineage: Eukaryota; Metazoa; Rotifera; Eurotatoria; Philodinida; Philodinidae. The record is from the annotation of a GenBank genome assembly.
AUGGAAGAAAUUAUUUUAGUUCAUGGUUCACCAGAUAUCAUUAUUACUGAUCAAGGAACACACUUCAAGAACGAACUGUUGCAAGCUAUUUCAAAUUUAGUUGGUUGUCAACACAUUUUUUCAACACCCUAUCAUCCACAAACAAAUGGACAAACUGAAAGAUGGAACGCUACAUUCGUAACACAAAUUGCCAAAUAUUGUAAUACUGAUCAAAACAAUUGGGACACAUUUUUACCAUCUAUUGUCUAUGCUUACAACCAUGGUAUACACAGUUCUACUGGAUUUAGCCCUUACCAACUUGCAUUCGGACGACAACCGCGCCAUCCAUUUAAUCCACCUGCAUCUACAUUUGUUUUUAAUAAACCACACGAUUAUUGGACACAAGUGAUAAACUAUAGAACUACAGUUUUAAAACAAGCAAAAGCAAACAUUCUACAUCAGCAACAACUAUCAAAAAAUCGUUUUGAUAAAAAUCGUUCACAUCCAUCUUUUGUUCUAGGUGAUCUUGUAUGGAUGAAAAUUUUAGUUGGACGGCACAAACUUCAAGCUAGAUACACUGGUCCUGCUCGAAUCAUUCGAAUUCUCUCCCCAGUAUCAUUUAUCGUCGAAGAUGACAAUUUACAACAGUUUCAAGUGCAUUCAAAUAAUAUCAGACGUGUUUAUUCUCGAUAA